UUUUUUUAUAUUUAAAAAAAAGUUAACCUCAAUUAAUUUUAACUUUUAACUGUUUUAAUAAUUUUCUGUUUCUAUUUUAAUUUAACAUGUAAUUUUCGUUAUUGUUAUGAAAUAUAAUUUAUUCUAAAUGCUUAUAGCAGUGUCUAAAAGUUGUGUCUCCUCUUUUAAAACUUACUUGUAUAAAUGUUUUAGUACAAGCCCAAAAAAACCUACCCCAAUUAUGAAAUACCUAAACGUCGCCGAAAAAAACGAUGCUGCGAAGAAUAUAGCACAAAUAUUAUCAAGGGGAUCAUCUGAUAGAAGGGAAGGUUUGUCCCCGUACAAUAAAAUAUACGAAUUCAACGCUAAUGUAUUAAAUGAGGAUGUUAGAAUGGUAAUGACUUCAGUAUCUGGGCACCUUCUUAAUUAUGAAUUCAGAGGUAACUACAAAUCCUGGCAAUCUUGCAAUCCCUUAUCUCUGUUCGAUGCUCCAAUAGACAAACAUUGUCCAGAAAAUUACGUGAAAGUAAAAAAAACCCUCGAAAGAGAAAUACGAUCGUGCGAAGGUCUCAUAAUAUGGACAGAUUGCGAUAGAGAAGGCGAAAAUAUAGGGUUCGAAAUUAUCAAAGUUUGCACGGACAUUAAACCGAAUCUCAGGAUUUACCGGGCUAAAUUUUCCGAAAUAACCGGGGCUUCGAUAUUCAGGGCUUUGAGGACUUUAGGACAGCCUAACAGGAAUGUAAGCGAUGCUGUAGACGUGAGGCAGGAGUUGGAUUUACGAACCGGUGCUGCUUUCACAAGACUCCAAACAUUGAGACUGCAGAAGGUUUUCCCUCAAAAACUGGCCGAUAAAUUAAUCAGUUACGGCUCCUGUCAGUUUCCAACGCUGGGUUUUGUCGUGGAGAGAUAUAAAGCGAUUGAAAAUUUUAUCGCCGAACCAUUUUGGAAAAUUAAAAUGUCACAUACAGUAGAAGAUAUUAAUACAGAGUUCCUCUGGAGGAGGGAAAGAUUGUUUAAUAAAGCAGCUGUUGAGGCUAUAUUAGAUCAUUGUAAGGAAAAUCCCUUAGCUAGAGUUGAGAGUGUUGAAAAUAAGGAAAAGAGCAAAUGGAGGCCUGUCCCUCUGGAUACAGUCGAAAUGGAGAAGAACGCCUCGAGGAAGCUGAGAAUCAACGCAAAAGAUGCGAUGCAGAUCGCAGAAAGGCUCUACACCCAGGGUUACAUAAGCUAUCCCCGUACCGAAACGAAUAUAUUCCCUAAAGAACUGAAUCUAACGAAUUUAGUCCAGCAACACGUAAACGAUGCCGAUUGGGGUACAUUCGCACAAAGGAUUCUAAACGAAGGUGGCCCGACCCCGAGACAAGGAAAAAAAUCCGAUCAAGCCCAUCCUCCGAUUCAUCCCACCAAAUACGCCGAUAACUUAGGCGGCAACGAUAAGAAAUUGUACGAAUUCAUCGUCAGGCAUUUCCUGGCUUGCCUGCAUAAGGACGCCAAAGGCUUCGAAACCACCGUAAAAGUCGACAUUGCGGACGAAAAGUUUCAAGCGAAAGGUCUACUGAUUCUGGAGAAAAAUUAUCUGGACGUUUAUGUAUACGAGAAAUGGAACGCUAAGGAAAUUAGCAAUUACACAGCCGAUAGCACAUUCACCCCGACUGUUCUAGAGAUGGUGGAAAGUUCAACUGCUCCCCCGAAACUGCUGACAGAGGCCGAAUUGAUAACUCUAAUGGAAAAGCACGGCAUCGGAACGGACGCGACGCACGCCGAGCACAUCGAUAAAAUCAAAUCGAGAGAAUACGUGGGAUUACACGAUAAUAUCUACUUCGUACCGGGAACGCUCGGAAUGGGAUUAGUCGAAGGAUAUAACAACGUAGGUUUGGAGGUGUCCCUAGCGAAGCCCAAUCUUCGGGCCGAAUUCGAGAACGAUUUGAAAUUAAUCUGCGACGGAUUAAAAGAUCCCGACGUAGUUCGAAGGGAGCAAAUCGGUAAAUACAAGGCCGUGUUCCAGACGGUUAUGCAGAAGAUGAGAUUAAUCGACGAGAGCCUGGGUAACAGAUUAGACGAUGCUCCUGUAGCUGUUCCCGAUGCCGAAAUAACCGCGCAUCCCGACGAAAAUAAACCUGCAAUGAAGUGCCCGAAAUGCGGAAGGGAUAUGUUUAUUAGACGUAGAAAAAACGGAACGGGAAUGUUUCUAUCGUGCUCCGGAUACCCCGAUUGCAGGCAUUCGAUUUGGUUUCCUACUUCGAUACAAACUAUUGAAGUGCAAGAUAAUCAUUGCAAUAAAUGUGGACCGAAUUACAAGCUGUUGAAAUUCAAAUUCUCGGUGAAUUACUUUCCUGGAGAACCGAAUCCCAAUGUUCUAUGCAUAGGAGGUUGCGAUAUGAAUGUUUUAGAAACGCUCGAUAUUAAUUUAUCAUCGGUUCGAAAUCAAGGUUCGAUAAAUAAUUUAAAUAUUACGGAAACAGAUUCUUCGAACGCCAGGAGGAAUUCUGAUAGUGGAUUUUCUACUGCUUCUUCCAGGAAUAAUGCGAGUUUUAACCAUCAAAAUACCGAUUUUAAUAGAACUAAUACCGUUGCGAAUAGAACUGCGGCUAGUUUGCCUGGACCAUCCAGAAAUAAUAGUUUUACUAAUCAAAAUAACGAUUUUAACAGAACUAAUAAUAGUACAAAUGGAUCAUUGAGCCUUUUGCCAGGACCAUCUAGGAGUAGUUCUGGCAACAGGUCGAAUAACGCCGAAGAAGUAGUAUGUUCGUGUCAUCAAAACGCCAUUUUACUUACAGUAAGAAAAGAAGGGCCAAACCAAGGACGACAAUUCUACAAAUGCCCCAAUGGCACGUGUAAUUUCUUCUUGUGGGCCCCGGAUUCGGCCGGAAAUUCGAAUACUUCUAUGAACGGUAAUCAACAGUAUCAAAACCGAAACCAAACCAACGACACGGACGUAAAUUGUGAAUGCGGAACCGCUGCCGUGCUCAAAACUGUUACGAAAACUGGACCGAACACCGGAAAGCAAUUUUAUUCCUGUCCUAAGCCGUUUGGACAGGGAUGUAAUUUUUUUAAAUGGUCUAAUCAGGAUAAUAACGAAGGGGGCGGUGGUGAUUUUGGAGGGCAACCGAAACAGAAAUUCCCAAAAUCGAAUAAAAAACGUCCCGCGCCUAGUAGUUCAAAUCAACCCAGAGCAAAACGAAAAUGCGGAAUAUGUGGAGUUGAAGGGCAUACGAAAACUACAUGUCCAAAUAAAUGAUUUUUAAUAUUAAGUCUUGCAGUUUUUUCUUCAUUUUCUGUUUGGAUUUGUUCAUGCCAUGUUGUUCGUUUUCUAAAAUACACAAUACCAGUAAACGUUGUACAAUAAAUAUUCUGCGCUGGAAGUGGAAGUACCGGCUAUCCAAUCUCCGCUAUCGAACAAAUACUGUUCGUCUCCCAAACUCAAUUUGACUGUUCUUUCUUCGGAUACUAACUGCGUCAAAGCGUGCCUUGGAGAAUCCGCCGCGGAUUUCCUUUGGGGUGCUUUUUUCGGCGAAAACUUGUUACCGAAAAGGGG
Phyllotreta striolata is the source of this 3511-nucleotide messenger RNA. NCBI's taxonomy places the organism in Eukaryota, Metazoa, Arthropoda, Insecta, Coleoptera, Chrysomelidae. The record is from the annotation of a GenBank genome assembly.